CUCAAGAAAUUUUCAGGAAGGGAUAUUUUGAUGGGAUGCCCAGGUAAACAGACAAUACAGGGUGAGGAGGUGCUUAGGUCAGGCCCUGUAGCAGGGUCAGCGUUUAGAAAUGACCAGCCCAUGCUGAGCUUCUAAAGUGAGCCGGCGUAAUUACGAAGGACAAGCUGGCACCUGGAUUUUCAUCUUAGGAGUCAAGUGUGAACCAGGCAGAAGAGGAAUUUCAAAGCCCGCCAGCAGGCAGAGAUUUCUGUGUGAUUUUGCUCUAAGACCCGCCUGCAGGUGCGAAAAGGGAUCAGGGGAAUGUUGGUCGACGGAUUCCAGUUUCAUUAAUGAAUUCCUGGAGUUAAAAUUUCAGCCCCGCCCAACUUGUGGUCGUGGACAUAAAGCUGGAGCCCUGUCCCCUCCUGGGCUCUCAGUGAGGGACAGGAGGGAAGGACAGAGUCAGACUCACUGGGCCUGGGCGAUGGCGGGUCUGAGCCCCCGUCAGUCCGUGAAGCUGAACGAUGGACACUCCAUGCCAGUGCUGGGAUUCGGCACUCAUGCUUCUGAGGACACUCCUAAGAGCAAGGCCAGAGAGGCCACCGCAGUGGCGAUUGAGGUCGGUUUCCGCCAUAUAGACUCAGCAUACUUCUAUCAAAAUGAGGAGGAGGUGGGAGCGGCCAUUCGAGAGAAGAUUGCUGAUGGUUCCGUGAAGAGAGAGGACAUAUUCUACACCACCAAGGUCUGGGGUACAUGCUUUCGGCCAGAAUUGGUUCGACCGGCCCUGGAAAGUUCUCUGCAGAAACUCGGACUGGCCCACGUGGACCUCUUCCUCAUGCACGUGCCCUUUGCUUUCAAGGUCAGCUCUUCACUGUCCCGGGAGGUCCCUGACUGUGUCCUCACUACCACCAGCCUCUGGUCACCUCAUUGCUGCCUACUGGGGUCUUGUUGAAGGAGGGUGGUUAUGUGGGGGACUCAAGCUGCCUCGUGAUUCCUGAGUCUCCCUGAGAGCUGGCUGACCCCACCUUCAAGUCUGUGUGUACCUCACUCUCCAGCCUUCACAGGUGUUGAGGCCCAGUGACCUCCCUGCCUCUAUCUGGGAAAGUUGAGGCGUUGCCCAGGUCUGAGUGAGUGUCUCCUGUUGUAGCCCUUGGUGAUCAGGGUCCUCCAGGGUGUGGGCUACACUGACAGCAGAGAUAAGAUUGGGGGGGGUCCCCUCUCUAGGGACAGGGCCUCUGCCGGCUCAGUCUGAGGAGAUAGAGGUGGGGAGCCCCCCUCACUAGGGACAGGGCCUCUCCCGUGUGUGCCUCUCAGCCCAAGGAGACAGAGGUACCUGGGAGGACACAGAUGGCACCACAGGGCCCCUCAGGGCUCCCUGAACCUGACACUGCCACAAGGGACAUUAUCUGAGCACGGCAGGUGUUCUCUCUGUCUCCAACUUGGAUUUUCAUAAACUGGAGCUGAACACAUUGAAUAAUAGUCAUGGCGUGUCCUGUCCCCACAACCAGCCUGUCCUCGGAAAUGAAGGGACUUCUCACUGCAGGAGGCCUCAUUCCCAGG
Otolemur garnettii (small-eared galago) is the source of this 1539-nucleotide messenger RNA. Its product is annotated as putative aldo-keto reductase family 1 member C8. Gene Ontology annotation, molecular function: aldose reductase (NADPH) activity; ketosteroid monooxygenase activity; steroid dehydrogenase activity. Gene Ontology annotation, biological process: steroid metabolic process. Gene Ontology annotation, cellular component: cytosol. The transcript is spliced from 3 exons. Lineage: Eukaryota; Metazoa; Chordata; Mammalia; Primates; Galagidae. The record is from RefSeq and is a predicted model, not a curated record. The coding region runs from base 464 to 931 and encodes 155 amino acids.